AUGGGCACCUUUGGCUACACUGCUCCUGAGUAUAUUACCACAGGGCCUGGAUGCUCAUCUGUAGCAUACGAUGCAUCAGAGGAAAUUGGGCCAUUUUGUGUAAACAAAACUGGAUCUUCUCUGUAUCUCAAUCCAGAUGCAUGCAACAGAGCAAAUAUUCUUUUUCUUGAAUCAUCUGCUGGUGUUGGCUUCUCAAACACAAAUACCAACUCUGAUCUCAAAACUUCAGGGGACAAAAGAAUAAGUAUAAAUGCACUGAUUUUUCUAAUCAGAUGGUUGUCAAGGUUUCCAUAGUAUAAAUAUAGGUUUUACAUUGCUGGGGAGAGCUAUGCAGGGCACUAUGUCCCCUGGUUGGCUAAGAAAAUCCAUGACUAUAACAAAAACAAUCCCCAAAUUAUUAAUCUCAAAGGGUUCAUUAAUUGGAAGGAUUCUGAAAUUUCUGUGCUGCCUAUAUAUAAAGAGUUAAUUGCUGCAGGAUUGAAAAUAUGGGUAUUCAGGUAA
This is a messenger RNA of Vigna unguiculata (cowpea), 501 nucleotides long. RefSeq lists its product as uncharacterized. Lineage: Eukaryota; Viridiplantae; Streptophyta; Magnoliopsida; Fabales; Fabaceae. The record is from RefSeq and is a predicted model, not a curated record.